Molecule: messenger RNA, 1875 nt
Organism: Papaver somniferum (opium poppy)
Lineage: Eukaryota; Viridiplantae; Streptophyta; Magnoliopsida; Ranunculales; Papaveraceae
Product: chaperone protein DnaJ-like
Exons: 11
Coding region: 38-1705 (555 amino acids)
Biological process (GO): response to heat; protein refolding
Cellular component (GO): cytoplasm
Molecular function (GO): ATP binding; heat shock protein binding
Source: RefSeq, a predicted model, not a curated record
AUCUAUCUCAAUUACCUCCUCCUCAUCAACUAAGCCAAUGUCAAUAGCUCAGCAGAGUUGCUGCUGCUGCUGCUAUUACAACAAUCCAUCUACAAAUUCUUCUAAUCUUCCAUUCGUUGUGAAUUCUGCGAGUCCUCCGAUAACAAAGAAAUUUGGUUUUUGGAAUUCAUUAUCUACUAAAACGACAACGAGCUUUUUGGGUUCUUCAAAUCAUCCAUACCAUAAGUUUACUUCAUUUCGGUGCAAAAAUGGGAUUAGGGCAUCAAGUAAUUCUGAUUACUACUCCAAAUUGAAUUUGAACAGGAAUGCUACCUUGCAGGAAAUCAAAAAUUCUUACAGAAAACUCGCUCGUCAGUAUCAUCCUGAUAUGAACAAGAGCCCGGGGGCAGAAGACAAGUUCAAAGAGAUUAGUGCAGCAUAUGAGGUCUUAUCAGAUGAUGAGAAAAGAUCUUUGUACGACCGCUAUGGUGAGGACGGUUUACAGGGAAAUUUUGGCACAUCGGAUUUUGAUUCACAGGGGGUGGACGCCUUUGACAUCUUUGAUUCAAUUUUCGGAGAGCAAAAUGAUAUAUUUGGAGGCAGCAAUAUGAGAAACACUCGCAGCCAAAGUCUUGACAUUCGGUACGACUUGUAUUUGAGCCUCGAAGAAUCUGUUUUUGGAGGCAAAAGGGAUAUAGAAGUAGCCUAUUUAGAGACAUGUGAUGAUUGCCAGGGUACAGGUGCGAAGACUGCUAGUUGCAUAAAAUUAUGCACCGACUGUGGUGGUAAGGGAAGAGUGAUGAAAGCUCAGAGAACACCAUUUGGUUUAAUGUCUCAGGUAUCGACUUGUUUAAAAUGUAGUGGUGAUGGAAAGAUUAUCUCUGAUAAUUGCCGAAGGUGUAAUGGCGAGGGUAAAGUGAAGUUGAAACGUAAUAUCCAAGUAGUUAUCCCACCAGGUGUUUACGAGGGAGCCAGUAUGCAAAUUCAAGGAGAAGGGAAUUCUGACAAGAAUAGGGGUAUAGCAGGUGAUCUCUAUUUGUUUGUUCAUAUCAAGGAGAAAGCUGGAGUUCGGAGAGAUGGUUUGAACCUUUAUUCAAAAGUCAAAAUUGAUUACAGCGAUGCUAUACUAGGGACUGUUUUGAAGGUAAAUACAGUUGAGGGUUUGAGAGAUAUUCAAAUUCCUCCUGGUACACAGCCUGGAGAUGCCGUAAAAUUGGCUUCAAUGGGCAUUCCAAACAUGAAAAAACCUUCUGUUCGAGGCGAUCACCACUUUAUCGUAAAUGUUGAGAUUCCAAAGGAGAUCAGUGACGAAGAGCGCGUUCUUGUUCAAAAGUUGUCCUCAUUAAAAGCAUCAUCCCGCAAGGCUCGUUCUGCUUCCUCUAACGGAGCUUGCGGAGCGGAACCUAAUACAGAUGAGGUGCCAAACCAUGCUUCAAACACUGGGGUCAGAAGUAGUUCUUCUCUGUGGGAAUCUGUCAGGAACUUUUUCGGACAAAAACAGUCAGGAACAAAGUUUGCCACAGUUAGCUUGGAAGCGUCGACAUGGAAUCAUUAUGGCAUAAGAAAACCAGCUCCAACAAUGGAGAUUUUAUAUUUUGUGGUCUUUAUUAUAGCAUGCAUGUAUCCCUUGAUGAGUAGGAUAAAUUCCCAGAGAACAUUCUUGAAAAAAGGAGAACGAUUAUCUCCAUCUAAAACAUCGAAAACAUUCCUAACAGAUUCAAUUUAGAUAUACUUUUGCUGUUCCAUGGUGCUCAAACAAGAAAUGCAAUUGGUUCCCUAAGGUUCUCAAUAAUACAGCUUUUAAGUGCUGGGUUGAAAUAUCUCUUUCUUGUUUUGUGAUUAUUAUUGCACUGUAAUACUGCAAGUGUAAAUUCAGCUAUUUCUGUUCUUUUGUUA